AGCUCCCUCUCCAAUCCAUGCCCAGCAAGGGCGUAAAUACGAAAUAAUGUCGUUUUACUUUGCCAUUGUUGGCACGCAAGAUAACCCCCUUUUCGAGUAUGAGUUCGGCAGCUCGAAGCAAGGCGGAGAUGGAAUCGCGCGGUUUCCGGAGCAGGCCCGCUAUAUGAACCAGUUCGUGGUGCAUAGCAGCCUGGAUAUUGUGGAGGAAGUGCAAUGGGGGACUGGGCUGAUGUAUCUGAAGUGCCUCGAUCGGUUUUACAAUAAUUACGUCUCAUGCUUUAUCACCCCUGGAAAUAUCAAGUUCCUCCUCCUACAAAUGCCCUCACAACCUACUGGUACGGCGAUAUCAACCCGGGCGUCGACAUCAAUCGCAGCGAACCCAACAUCCCCCCAGACCGAAGAGGCAAUCCGACAGUUCUUUGUUGAGGUAUACGAGAACUGGGUGAAGACAACUAUGAGCCCAUUCUACCAAGUUAAUAUGGAAGUGAAAAGCCCGGUCUUCAGGAACCGCGUGGUGGCGUCCGCAAAGAAAUACUUGUAAAUUAUUAGGAAGGUACUGGGCGGGCGUUUCUCUGGUCUAACGAAGUUAUGAAUGAAUAGAUGAGGAUACUACGU
Molecule: messenger RNA, 615 nt
Organism: Pseudogymnoascus verrucosus
Lineage: Eukaryota; Fungi; Ascomycota; Leotiomycetes; Thelebolales; Thelebolaceae
Gene: TRS20
Product: TRAPP subunit
Exons: 3
Coding region: 47-541 (164 amino acids)
Biological process (GO): endoplasmic reticulum to Golgi vesicle-mediated transport
Cellular component (GO): cytoplasm; TRAPP complex; nucleus
Source: RefSeq, a predicted model, not a curated record